Oikopleura dioica is the source of this 1002-nucleotide messenger RNA. Lineage: Eukaryota; Metazoa; Chordata; Appendicularia; Copelata; Oikopleuridae. The record is from the annotation of a GenBank genome assembly.
AUGUGCUGUGAUAAACUUACUUGCUUGGAUUGCUACCGCUCUAAAGUUGAAUCAAUCAAACUGCCUCCAAAUUAUGAUUCGAUAUUUGGCUCCGAGAACGUUUAUCGAUAUCCGUGCUGUGAAAACGAGGUGCCUAACCAUAUUCUUCAUGAGUCACAAAGAGUCACAAAUUGUGACUAUGUCGGAGAAAAGGACAUCAAAUGGUUCUUCCGAUAUCGGUUUCUCGCCGGGAUUAUGGAGACUCUUAAGCCCGUCUUCCCUCUGGAAACGCAACCGUAUAUAGAGUCGUUAGUGUACCAAUGCGUGGAUUGCAAGGUUGUCGUGGAUUAUGUGGACAGGCAGAACCAUUGGGAAAAAGAAUGCAAUCGAAAAUUCAGAAUAAAUCCCUUCCAAAAGGACGAAAAAUGCAUUUUCUGCAGCAAAUGGUCUGAUUUCAUGGAGGAAGAAUACAAAACCAUGUGCUGUGACAAACUUACUUGCUUGGAUUGCUACCGUUUCCAAGUUGAAUCAAUCCAAGUUCCACAUACUAAUGAGGGUCCAUUUAAACAAGAGAACGUCUAUCGAUAUCCGUGCUGCGAAAAAAUUGUGCCCAACGAAACUCUUAUCGAAUAUCUUCGGAGCGAUGAUAAAUGGAAAUUUGAAUUAAAGCGGAAUUAUCUCGGUGGAAUUAUGGACAUUCUCAAGCCAAUCUAUCCCAUUGAAAGGCAACUUUAUAAGCAGUCGUUUAUGUACCAUUGCUUGGGAGAUGAUUGCAAGGCAAUUGUGAACUACAUGGACAGGCAGAACCACUGGGAAGAAGAAUGCAAUCGAAAAUUCAGCUGCCCCGGAUGUUCAGAUGUUGUAAGAAGGUCUGACAAACAUAUUUGCGCCGAACUCCUCAAAAUACAGAUGCAAGAAAAGAAACAUGCCUUGGAAGAGCAGAUCAAAGACUACAAGAAACUUGUUCAUAAGGAAAAUUACAAUCGAGGACUACGAAACUUCUUUCAACGAUUACACUACUGA